This is a messenger RNA of Ostrinia nubilalis (European corn borer), 2474 nucleotides long. RefSeq names its product N-acetylgalactosamine kinase (gene Galk). Gene Ontology annotation, molecular function: ATP binding; galactokinase activity. The record is from RefSeq and is a predicted model, not a curated record. Bases 392 to 1849 code for a protein of 485 amino acids. NCBI's taxonomy places the organism in Eukaryota, Metazoa, Arthropoda, Insecta, Lepidoptera, Crambidae. Gene Ontology annotation, biological process: carbohydrate phosphorylation; galactose metabolic process. Gene Ontology annotation, cellular component: cytoplasm; cytosol. The transcript has a single exon.
AGCACUGUGUUUGUGUUAUGUUGACAUCAUUUUGAGGUUAGCUUAGCUUUAUCGAACAAAAUAAUAUUCCUACUAUCAUCAAGUUUUGUAAUCAUCCACUUAUAAGUGAAGAGUUUCAAUAGCACCUACCUACAUCGGUUCGGUUUAUCAUGAAACCAUAUAAAUUACAUACUCAUCACCUGAUAGUAAAGCAUUGUGUGUUGUUUUGCGCUUUGUUAUGAGUAUCGGUAUCAGUGUUACAAAUUGUUGAAUAGGAGUGGGUUGAGUACAACGUUCAUUGGUACAUACUGUGUGCAUUGCAUUGUUGUCACUGAUAAGAAUCAGUUUUCAUUUUCAAGUUAGUAUUGAUUCAGCGCAUUUCUGAACAACUGAAUUCACUUGUAAUUUUAAAAUGAGUGACGUGAAAAUAGAUGAAGUACCGAUCACGGGAAUACCGAGUGAUAAACGUAUAACACAAAUAAAAAAUGAUUUCUUCGAAGAGUUUGGAACUAUGCCGCAAUUUAUCGUUAAAGUCCCAGGCCGGGUAAAUAUUAUUGGAGAACAUAUCGAUUACUGUGGAUAUCCGGUAUUGCCAUUAGCUCUAGAGCAAGAUAUAUUGAUUGGCGGGAAACCUAUUGAUGUGCAAGAGUUGCAUUUAAGAAAUACAAAUAAGAAAUAUAUUAAAUAUUCCACUAAAUUAUUAUCAUUUGAAGAUUUAGACAUAAAAGCUGAUGAAACCGGUAAACCUUAUUGGUAUAAUUACGUACUAUGUGGGAUCAAAGGAGCGAUUGAAUAUUUAAACAAUGAAAUAGUCGGUGGACUACAACUUUGCAUCGAUGGAAACAUACCACCAGCUUCAGGUUUGUCGAGUUCUUCUGCAUUAGUUAGCGCUGCGUGCCUUUCUUUUUUAUAUGCACAAAAAGUUUAUCCUAGUAAGACAGAAAUUGCUUCACUAUGCGCCAAAAGUGAGAGGUAUAUUGGCACUCAAGGUGGUGGAAUGGACCAAGCUAUAGCAUUUCUUGCUGAAAAAUAUAGUGCACAGUACAUAACCUUUGAUCCGCUUCAAGCUAAACCGGUAUCACUUCCAGAGAACGCUGUUUUUGUAGUGGCACACAGUUUAGCGGAAGCUAACAAAGCAGCAACCAAUGAUUUUAAUAGACGUGUCAUAGAAUGCAGAUUGGCUGCUAAAAUUUUGGCUGUUUCUAACGGUGCAUCUUUGGAUCAAAAGAUUAUAAAUCUCAGUCAAGUUCAAAAAAAUCUCAAUAAAAGCUUAGAUGAAAUGAUCAGUCUGGUGGAUGAAUUUCUAUGCAAAAAUAGUUAUACCAAAAACGAAGUAUGCGACAUGUUAAACAUAACUGAAAAGGAAUUGAAUGAUAUUUAUUUGACACCAAAUACGAAACACUUGUCUGAGUUUAAACUACGUCAGAGAGCUCUUCAUGUUUAUAAAGAGGCGAUGCGUGUUGAAUCUUUCCGGAAAAUUUGCGAAGAUAAUUUUUCCAAUGGCUCGUGUAAGAAUGGAACAAACGGUUCUAGCCACACUAAUGGAAACUCUGGUUCUCUUGAGCCCAUUAGUGUUCUUGGUACGCUAAUGACCGAAAGUCAUGAAAGUCUGAAGAAACUUUACGAAUGUUCACAUGUCAACUUAGAUCGUCUGGUAGAUAUAUCAAAAGCAAUGAAUGUUCAUUCACGCCUAACUGGAGCGGGCUGGGGAGGAUGUAUAGUAGCAUUAUGUCCAAAGGAAAUUGUUGAUAACUACAUAGAAACACUCGUUGAUAAGUUUUAUGUUCAGUAUUGUAAUAUAGAUAAGAAUGAGGCAUUAGCUUAUGUAUUUGCAACUACACCUAGCCACGGUGCUGUUAUUUAUAAAUGAUUAAAUAUCUUUGUAUUUUCUAGCAAUCAUCAAAAAUCAUUUUAUCAUAAGCAGAUAAACAUUAAUUCAGAAAUGAUGUAACAAAAGAAAAUAAUUAAUAGAGAAAUCAGAAAAAUGAAUAGGUAAAUUAAUCAAUUAUUAUAAACUUUCUAUCAACAAUAUGAAGUACCAAUGUCUUUUAAAAUUGCAUAGGUAAUUAUUUGUUUUAUAUAGUUACAACUUGUUUAUUUUUACAUAAAAAUAACGUGCCGUAUUUUAUAAUUUUGUUGCAAAAUCAAAUUAUAAUUUUAAAAAAUAGUUAUGUUAAAUUAAUUAAUAUUAUGUAACAUUAACUAGCAUUUGGGGCAAUUUUAUAGUUAUUCAUGGAUAUAAAAUAUCAUAAGAAAAUGCAAAGCAUUUAUUACAAUAUAUUUUAUAACUCAACCGGUUAUGUAUGAACUUAAUGUUCAAGAGCUAGAAUAUCAUCUACAUAAUUAUUGUUAUGAUGUCAGUCAUCUACAAAACAUAUACAUUUGCAUUUACUAAUUAUAAUUUUUAAACUGUUUCGAUCAUGUUUUAUAGCAUAUUGUAUUUAAUUUAUUUUUAUUUAUCAUCAUAAUAAAUAAAAUUAAAUAUUUUCAUGAUA